This is a messenger RNA of Octodon degus (degu), 1284 nucleotides long. It is a transcript of the gene C1qtnf5, whose product is annotated as C1q and TNF related 5. The transcript is spliced from 3 exons. Gene Ontology annotation, molecular function: protein binding. Lineage: Eukaryota; Metazoa; Chordata; Mammalia; Rodentia; Octodontidae. The coding region runs from base 252 to 983 and encodes 243 amino acids. The record is from RefSeq and is a predicted model, not a curated record.
UUUCCCGGCCCAGAGCCCUGAACAACUGGUUUCCUUUGGAGUCUGGGAGGAGUGGAGCGGGCAGGGAGCGAACCAGGCAACGCCAGGGUAGCGGGGUACUCGACUGGGGAGAAGCACCAGGUGGAAGCAGGGCCAACUGGAGGGUCCGGACAGGACAGCGCCCCAAAGGAAGCCAUCCAGAGUACAAGCAGCGGGGGAGCCGGGAGCUAUUACAAAACGACCCUGGCGUUCGGGAUCCAGGUGCCAGGAUCAUGAGGCCGCUCUUCACGCUGCUGUUUCUGGGCCUGGCAUCCGGCUCGGCCCCACUGGAUGACAACAAGAUCCCCAGCCUGUGUCCAGGGCAUCCCGGCCUUCCAGGCACACCAGGCCACCACGGCAGCCAGGGCCUGCCAGGUCGCGACGGCCGCGAUGGCCGCGACGGCGCGCCUGGGGUUCCGGGCGAGAAAGGCGAGGGUGGGAGGCCAGGACUGCCGGGGCCACGCGGGGAGCCUGGGCCGCGAGGAGAGGCGGGCCCCGUGGGGGCAGCUGGGCCUGCCGGGGAGUGCUCCGUGCCCCCGCGCUCAGCCUUCAGCGCCAAGCGCUCCGAAAGCCGAGUGCCACCGCCGGCCGACGCGCCCCUGCCCUUCGACCGCGUGCUGGUGAACGAGCAGGGACAUUACGAUGCCACCACCGGCAAGUUCACCUGCCAGGUGCCCGGGCUGUACUACUUCGCCGUCCACGCCACCGUCUACCGGGCCAGCCUGCAGUUUGACCUCGUCAAGAACGGCGAAUCCAUCGCCUCUUUCUUCCAGUUUUUUGGGGGGUGGCCCAAGCCAGCCUCACUCUCAGGGGGCGCCAUGGUGAGACUGGAGCCCGAGGACCAGGUGUGGGUGCAGGUGGGUGUGGGCGAUUACAUCGGCAUCUAUGCAAGCAUCAAGACAGACAGCACCUUCUCUGGAUUUCUUGUCUACUCCGACUGGCACAGCUCUCCAGUAUUCGCCUAGCGCUGUGGUUCCUAGUGGGGGGCCCAACGCUGACGCACAUCCGGGAGGGCUGGCCCCCCUGGAAAACUGAGAGGCUAGGGCAGUGGAGUCGGGGGUCCCUAGGUUCUGCAAGCAGCACGGGGCUGUAUUUCUGCCCAAGCCAGGAGUCUGUCGUGCUGGCAAGUGUCGUUCCCUGGCUACUCAAGUCCAGAACUACAAGGUGGGGUGCUCUCCUCCUGGUCUUCCCCUUCAUCUUCCAUCCCUCCUGCUCCCAGGGCCAGCCCUUAACUCAAGGAUCACUCAAUAAAUCUACAAAACCCUC